GACGCAAUGAGUCAAUCACAAAACGACAGAGAUGGAAUACACAACAUAUUCUGCUUUAUCGUUGAAAUUAUUGAAAAGAGUAAAAAGGAACGAAUUGAUUGAAUAGCUCAGCAAAAUAAAUACCUUGAAGCAAGAGUUAGAAACUUCAACUAUAAAAAAAAAAAAAAUCUGUCAAUAAGAGAGACUCGCACAUCUCAAUAUUUUAAGUGACCAAAACGAAAAACGAAAACAAAUUCAAGGCAAUGGCAGCUAUAGAACCAUUGACAUUGGGCAAAGAUGUUGAACGAUGCAUUGAACUUUUGGAUAAAUUACAAAAUAGCGGCGAAGUUCCAGCACAUAAAUUGGCUGAAUUACAGAAAGUAUUGCAAAGUGAUUUUCUGAGUGCGGUACGUGAAGUGUACGAGCAUGUUUAUGAAACGGUUGACAUUCAAGGUUCACAAGAUGUUCGAGCAUCGGCCACGGCCAAAGCAACCGUAGCUGCAUUUGCAGCAAGUGAAGGGCAUGCACAUCCACGCGUUGUUGAAUUGCCAAAAACGGACGAAGGUCUUGGUUUCAAUGUGAUGGGUGGCAAAGAACAAAAUUCACCCAUUUAUAUAUCACGCAUCAUACCAGGUGGUGUAGCCGAUCGUCAUGGUAGUUUAAAACGUGGCGAUCAAUUGCUUUCGGUUAAUGGUGUUUCGGUUGAUGGCGAGAAUCACGAGAAAGCCGUUGAACUAUUGAAACAGGCCGUUGGCUCUGUUAAGCUUGUUGUGCGCUAUACACCAAAAGUGCUUGAAGAAAUGGAACUUCGAUUUGAUAAACAACGUGCGGCACGUAGACGUCCAUAUCAAUAAAUGAAAUUUGAAGCCAAGCAUUUAAAACAUAUAGCGAAAAUAUAAAAAACAAACACAUAAAUAUUAUUCGAAGAUAAAAACAACAAUAACAAAAUGUGUCAUUUGUUAAAGUAUUGAUCAUCUGUCAUUUAUUCUUUUUCAUAAUGCUCAAACAUAGUUUAACGCUGGUACCAUUCGAAAGCAAUAAUUGUACCCGCAUUGGCUGAACACUUUGACGGCCGGAUUUUCUGACAUAAACAAAAAAAUUGGCCCCGAAUCGUUUCAUCAAUUCAUUCAUUUCCUAUCUGUCAUACACACACACACACACACACACAUCCCAUCUCAUUUAUUUUAUAAAUUGAAGUGUAUUUUUUAUUUUUUAUUAAUUAGAUAAAAAGAAAUAUAUAAUUAUUAUAAUUGUGUUAAUUGUGAAAAACAUGCCCAGGAAAAAAUCAGAAAUUAUAUGUUCUUUUUGUUUUGUAGAGAAAAAAAAAUGAAUUUAUGUCAGCGAAAAAUAAAAUAAAGAAAACAUACAUUGCUCUUCUUGUGAAUGAA
This is a messenger RNA of Contarinia nasturtii (swede midge), 1367 nucleotides long. It is a transcript of the gene veli, whose product is annotated as protein lin-7 homolog C. The coding region runs from base 243 to 833 and encodes 196 amino acids. NCBI's taxonomy places the organism in Eukaryota, Metazoa, Arthropoda, Insecta, Diptera, Cecidomyiidae. Gene Ontology annotation, molecular function: protein binding. The record is from RefSeq and is a predicted model, not a curated record. Gene Ontology annotation, cellular component: basolateral plasma membrane; synapse; cell-cell junction. The transcript has 3 exons. Gene Ontology annotation, biological process: protein localization to basolateral plasma membrane; neurotransmitter secretion; maintenance of epithelial cell apical/basal polarity.